Messenger RNA from Schistosoma guineensis, 4446 nucleotides. Lineage: Eukaryota; Metazoa; Platyhelminthes; Trematoda; Strigeidida; Schistosomatidae. The record is from the annotation of a GenBank genome assembly.
AUGUCCAUUCCUGUGAAUCAUUUAGGAGCGACUAAUAUUGUGUUGGCUACUGAUAAUCCACGACAAUCUUCCACUUGUUUGGAAUCAGUUUCUGUUCAUGAUAAAACUGAAGUGCAUGUUGGAAGUCUUGGUUUAGGAACAGCCUUAGCCGUUGCUUAUGAUCUAUGCAGUGAUAAUGGGAUUGUGAAUCAGUUCAAUACCAACGCUAAUUUAUGUGCCUCAAAUCCUCAACUUGCAAAUUUCCUUUCAUUAUCUGCAAUCAAAUCACCGAAUUCACAAUUUUCGACUCAUUGUCGUAGUACAUCUCUAUCUGACCAACAUACAUAUAAUAUUUAUUCUAAUUAUUUUACAAAUAAUUCAUUAUGGACAUUACAACAUACUGAUAGUUACCUAACUCCUAUCUCAUCUGCAACUACAAUAUUUGAUGGUUCUAAUUCAAUAAAAUCACUCGCAAAUGAUAAUGAUCAUUCCAAAUCUAUUUCUUCCACUUGUGAUUUCUCAAAUAAAGGUAACUAUUUUCCUCAUGUCUCUCUUGAUAGUAGUGUAUGCCAACCAAAUGAUGUAGUUUGUUCAAUUGGAAGCAUGAUUGAUGGUCAUUACAAUAAUCAUCACAACAAUAUUGAUACCAGUCCACAUGUUUCUAAUUUACCUACUUCAUCGAGUGGGCAGAAGAUUAAUACAAAUAAUUCAGAUAAUGAGUGUAUAGGUAUUAAUCAAGGAAUUACAUCAAAUAAUUACGACAAUAAUAAUAUUGUUUUGAAGGAAACGACAGAUACAAAUCAUGUUACUUCAUCAUCUACUACUUCUAUUGAUGACAGUUUAUAUCAGUUAUCUGAGGAAGAAAUGAAAGAAAUAGAUACAUCACUUACAACAAAUGCCGAUCUCAUGGCUAGUCGUCAAUGGAAGUAUUAUAUUGAGACAAAUGAAUGGACACGUGCUACAUGUGCAUUGAUGGCAUGUUUAUUUACUAGAGAUCAAAUGGCUAAUUCAACUGUUUUAGGUCGUGGUGGUUCACAACGUGCCCGUCUUCCAAGCAAUCUAGUUGCCUAUGUUGUCACUACAAUCCGUCGACGAUUCAAUAAACCAGCCGCAGCUGUACGUGCUCGUAUGGCACAGAAAUGUAAAGAUGAACGACGUUUUGGUCGUAUACCUAAUUCCAAUGGAAAUUCAUGUAUAGAUGGAAAUUCUGAUUGUAAUAAUACACCAUCACCAGUUGCUGCUAUUUCAUCUAGUCGAUCAGGUACAAGAAAAACUCGUAAACGACCAGCUAAUUCAACAUCAACAUCAUCAUGUUCAUCUCAUUCAUUAAAUGGUAUAAAACAACCAUGUACACCAAAUUAUAAUAUUUAUCAAAUGAAUAUUACCAAUGAUGAUUGUUGUUCAUCAACAACAGAUUCUAAUCAACUUCCACCGAUAAAUUUAUCACCUAAUGGUAUGAGCUUAAGUGGUAUCGGUGAUGAUGUCAAUGGGGAAUAUGAUUGUAUGCUACAAACAUCUUUGGAUGAUUCAUUUACAUUAUUAGAUCAAUCUGAUGUUGUGAACUAUCCUCAAAUUUAUCCGCUUGUUAAUCAUAUCAAAACAAUCCCAUCAUCAUCACCAAUAAUUACAAUGACUAAUGGAGUAAAUAAUAUCAAUGGUUCAUGUAAUCUAUCUAAUACAUCGUGUAUAUCAAUAUUUUCCAAUGAUCCAUAGGCAUACAUUUUAUGGUUACUAUGUAAAUGGAUUUCUUCUUUUUUUUAAAAAUUAUAAUACUUGAUUCAAAUUGUCUACUUGUCUUUAUGUAUGUGAAUGUGAGAAAAUAAGCAAAUCAUCAUCAACAACAACAACAACUAAUCAACUAACAGCUACCCCCUACAUACAGUUAGUUACCGGGUAAUAUUAUUCUUUCAAUUUCUUCAUCUGUAAUUCGGUUGUGCUGUUGUAUUAUUAGCCUUCCAUUUUAUUUAUUUCUUUAUAUUUUUCUAAAUGUAUUUUUAUUGAAUCAUAAGUAAAUAAGUGAUGUUUUUUUUAUUCAGAUGUCAGAGAGAUAAAGAGAAAAAGGGAGAGGAGGUAAGAGUAGGAACAGUAGAGUAGGUACCUUGAAGAUCAAUUCUGAAAUGAAUGCCUACAAUAACAGUAGUUAUGGUUGUUGUUGUUGUUGUUGUCUGAAAUAAUACUUACUAUAAAAUCUACAAUAUAUUUUUGAUAUUUUCUAUCAAUUAUUCAAUCGAAUUAUUUCAUUUAGAUAUUUCGAAUAUAUAUUAGAUGAAUAUGUCAUUCACACUAUUGUGCCUAAUUCUCACUUUGACUCAUACUUUCUCUCCAUGUGCGUGCACGUAUGUGCGUGCGUGUGUGUGUAACUUCCCUUUUUUGUAUAAAUCAUAUUUGGAUUAUUAUUAUUAUUAUUAUUCAUUAUUGUAAUGUAUUAAUAUGGAUUCAUUAAGCAGUAAAAAAGGUGGUUACUAAUGCUCACAAUGAUCCGGUCAUUGUUUAUUUUGAUAUCUAAAACAAAAAAAAGAAAAAUGAUCUAUUCAUUUCACGGUCUUCCUUUCAAUUUUUCAUUUUGUUUUAUUCAUUUUAUUCUGGUUUACUUUUUAAAAUAAAACAUUUUUAUUUUGUUUCAAUGUUAAACGAUUAGUUAUUGGUCACAUAUGUUGUGUGGGUUUUUUUGGUGUUGAUGUUGGUUAGUGGUGGUGGUGGUUCUGGUGAUGAUUGUGUUAUUGUUCUGUUCUCCUUUUUUUAUUCAACAUCACCAAAGUUCAUUCCUUUUUCGGUGAUCUUGUUAAUCAUCAUCAUCAUAAUAAUAAAGCUCAAAAGUAAAAUAGGACAAUAUAACUGUUUACUUUAAUUAAAUAGUAUGAAUACUGAUUAUUAUUGAUCAUUACAGGAUGUUUUGUUUUGUUUUUCGGGCCUUUUCUUUGUCAUUUAUAUAUGAGUUAAUGGUUUCAACGACUACAUCUCUGUGCUAAUGUGGUGUGGCAACUCGAACUGAUGUACGUACGUACGAAGUUCUACGUUGUUACUGACUGACUGAGUUAAUGGUUUGUUUUUUUCUUUGCAUGUCUAUCAAAUAUACAAUUGAAUGAAUGUAUGAAGUUAUUCAGAUAUUCAAUUACAUAACCAUCAUUAUUUUAAACAAAGUAUAUCAUUAUAAUGUACACAAAUGUAUAUGCAAUAGGUGUGAUAUAUACACUUUCUUAAUCCUUCUAUCAUUGAAUCUAUCCACCAUUCUCUUCUAUUUUUAAUUGUAAUCAUUAUGAUGAAUAGUUCUUGUUAGCGUUUUUUUUUCUUUUUAACGAGUUAGUUUUCUACAAGAUGAGAUCGCUAACCCCAUGCUCAAUUCUCCUCUUUUAUCCGGGCUUGGGACUGAUAGUAACUCUAGAAAAGCUAUAGAUGGACUUCAUUAUAAAUAUCCUAUCUAUUUAUUACAUAACAUAAUUAUCUCAAUUAUUGUUAUGACAAUAUUAACAUUCCUACUUUUAAUGAAUUCAACAACAACUAAAAGAAAUUGUCUAACUUCUUCUUCUUUUGUAUUUUUGAUCUCUCAAUGUUGUUUCUUAUUGUGUUUUUUUUAAAUUGGGUUUUAUUUCAUUAUUAUGAUUGUUAUUUUCGGUUAAACUGAUGUUACUGGAUCAUCUGAUGUUGUUUAUUCAUGUUCAACAAAUUGCUUAUUAUUAUUAUACUUGUAAAUCUAUCUACUAAAGUAUUAUGCAUUCCCUUGCCCCCCCCCCACCCCGCCUCCAAUUUAAUUCUUCAUUGAUCGUCACUAGGCGUGUAUCAUCUCCUAUAUGAGUUUCUUUGAUUAUGUAACUUUGAUGAAUCCGGUGCACCUUCUAUAAAAUAUCAAAUACAAUUGCUUUAUUUAAACAAAUACUGCAAUUAUUAUUAUGAUUAUUAUUAUUUGUAAUUUGUGUUUUAUUCAAUUAUUGUCUCCUUUUGUUUUCUCUUCAGUAAAUCUUCUCAUUUGAUUUAUUGAUAUAAUUUGAUCGUUUUUUUUCUUCAAUUUAAUUUAUUAUUGUAUAUCAUCCAAUAGUUGCCUUCAAUUUAUAAUCAAUUACUUAAUUCCCCUUAUCCUCGGACUAUACUCCUCCACAAGGAGUAACAGGCAUAAGUAAAGUAAGUAAGUAAGUCCUCUUAUCCUACAUAUAUAUAUAUAUAUGCAUACAAUGUGUAUUUGUUUAAUUUUUAUGUAAGUCAAUGUGAAUUGAUGAAAGUUAUUCAUUACACAUAUAUAAACACACACAAACAAAACAAUUACAUCCCAAUUGAUAAAACUAAACAUUGAAACAAACAUUCUUGUAUUUCACUGUUGUUGUUACUGUGGUUGUUGUUUUAUUAUUAUUAUUAAUUUAUACAUAAAUAUCGGUCUACAUCCCUUUUUUCAUGGAUCAACAAAGAACAAAUAUGCGCGUCUCUUAAAAAAAAGUUGUUUAUUAUUAAUUACAAUAAUAAUGAAAUUUUAUUUUG